This is a messenger RNA of Alligator sinensis (Chinese alligator), 4947 nucleotides long. RefSeq names its product ALX homeobox 3 (gene ALX3). The transcript is spliced from 5 exons. Gene Ontology annotation, biological process: regulation of transcription by RNA polymerase II. The record is from RefSeq and is a predicted model, not a curated record. Bases 1 to 909 code for a protein of 302 amino acids. Gene Ontology annotation, molecular function: DNA-binding transcription factor activity, RNA polymerase II-specific; RNA polymerase II transcription regulatory region sequence-specific DNA binding. NCBI's taxonomy places the organism in Eukaryota, Metazoa, Chordata, Crocodylia, Alligatoridae.
AUGGCGAUGGCGAUGAUGGGGAGAACGGAGGAGGAUUCAGCGGGGAUAGAGAGAAAGAAGGACUCCCGGCCCUGUGGCUGCCCCCGGUGCACUGGAUCCUGCCUCCCCGCAGCUGCCAGUGCAGGGUCACCCCAGGAGCAAGCACCAGCUGCAGAGAAGUGCUCCAAAGGCCAGGCGUACCACCCAGUACCUACCAACUGCCAAGGCCCGCUGGAAGAUGCCCCUGAUCUCAGAUGUUCCCCGGUGGCUUCUCUGGGCAACCUGAGGGAGCACAUCUCCCCUGAACUCACGGACUCCAUGGAGCUGUCCAAGAACAAGAACAAGAAGAGGAGGAACAGGACAACCUUCAGCACCUUCCAGCUGGAAGAGCUGGAGAAGGUCUUCCAGAAAACUCACUACCCCGACGUGUACGCUCGGGAGCAGCUGGCACUACGGACGGACUUAACAGAAGCCAGGGUGCAGGUCUGGUUCCAGAACAGAAGAGCCAAGUGGCGGAAACGAGAACGUUAUGGGAAGAUCCAGGAGGUGAGAAACCCCUUCGCGGCCACCUACGACAUCUCUGUCCUGCCCAGGGCUGAAAACUACCCUCAGCUGCAGAAUAACCUAUGGCCAAGUCCUGCACCGGGGAACCCUGCAGGCCCCUGCAUAAUGUCCCCUGAGGGUAUCCCAUCCCCCUGCAUGUCUCCAUACCCGCAUUCCCAUGGGAAUGUCGCCGGAUUCAUGGGCAUCCCUGGUUCUCCCAACCACCAUCCUGGUAUCAACAGCCUGUACUCCAUCCAUGGUUUCCCCACUUCGCUCAGCAACCACAGCUUCGAAUCAGCAUCAGACAACGACUACAAAUCCCCCAGCCUGGUUACACUGAGAAUGAAGUCCAAAGAGCCAGCCAGCCUGCUUAACUGGACCACAUGAUCUCCCUGAGAGAGCCCAGGCUGCGGACACAAUUCACCCGCUGGGAUCUAGGCCACUCUCAAGGCUGGUUCCCCACAAAGGAGAGAGAGCAAGCCCUUCGCCUGUGGUUCCCUCUUCUCUUCAACCUCCCUGCACUCCAAGCCCAGCAGCUGGCACCUCAGAGAUGACCAGGAGGCCAGGGUUGGCAUGAGCUGAGGAACAUGGCAGCCUCCACCCUGCAUGUCUCCUCAUACCUCAGGUACUUGAGUGUCAUAGACACCCCCAAGAAACAUUUGGUGAUGAACAGGUUUCAGAGGCGACAAAAAAGCUCCUAUUCUAACCCCAUUUUCUGCAUUCCCUAGGCAUAGCCCACUCAAGGGUUCCUUUGCUUCAACUUUCCCAUCAUUGUGGCUCAUGUUGGAGGUGACAACCAGGCAUAACGAUUGCCAGAGCCCUAAUGUGUACACCCCAUACUGCAAGUGUGAGAUUUCCAAAGGAGCAAAUGGCCAGGGACACUGGAGCUCCCAUUACUAGGAAUAGUGUUGGGGGAGCAGUCUAGUGUAGACACAGCUUCAUGCAUAUACGGCCAUCCCUAGCGGGUAAAAGACCAUGAAUGGCACAGACAGCUCUUCCAGGUUGCUGCUCACCAACUCAACCUCUCCUUCUCCUGGCAGAUCCUGAGAGAGGCCAUAACAGAUGCUGGUCCCAUGCCCCAUGGUGCUCCUUUAACAUCCCGAAGGCUGCUCCCAUGUGUAGACAGAACCUCUGGGUGGGUAGGGGAGGCUAGGAAUCAAAAGCAGAGACUUGGGGCCCAGGGAGAGUAAUUUCUAAUCUACCUUGUAAGAACAGCCCACAACCUGCACCUGGCAUCAGGGAGAGGAGAAGCCGAGGAGAUGGGGCCCCGAGAAAACCUACCUCCUCAAAAAAACAUGCAGAACCAGAAGGAGGGAAGUCCUGGAGCCAGAAGUCAAGGGAUGCAUUAGCUACUUUUAGGUAGAAAUUUCCUGUUCCAAGGUCACCCCUUGGCCUUGGUGAUUAGCCGGUUGUCUAGGGCCUUCCUGGACUCCUCCAUUAACAUCAGGGAGGCAGUAUUUUGUGCAAUCUUGUUUAUGUAUAAAGAAUGUCCCCAAAGACAAUAGGAAGAAAUGACAGGAGACCGUUGCUUUGCUCAGAGUGCAUGAGCCAUCUCCCUCUCUCCAGCAUGCCUCCUGCUUUCAUGUUGCAGUCAUGCAUACCCCACACAGGCAGACAGCUUCCAGGGAAACCACCCACAUCAUAUGGCUCAGCUUCUACUCAGGCUUUAACAUGGCUACUUGCACCAUGGAUGGUGGCUUCUCUUGUUUCUGGUGCCCCUUUCUUAAUGAUAUUGAAUUGCUCCCUCAUUCAGCCUAGAUGAGAGGUGACUAGCACACCCAUCGGCUUCAGCAAGGUCUGGGAUUACACACAGAUCAAAACUCAUGCCUGUCACUGCAACAGAAGUGCAGUAGACAAGGUAAUCCAUCCAAGGGCAGAGAAAAUGCAAAGAUGGUGCAUUGUCAGUUUGGGGGUGUAUUGUAAAGGGUUCAUGCAGGGCCGGUGAGAUUCACCCUCCCGGGGACACUUGCCUAGGUUACCAGAGCAGCGAAUGAUCCCAGAUCCCUCCCCAUUUCCCACAUGUGGGCCCAUCUGCAGUUCUGAGCCUCAGAAGGGAAUGAAUCCAUGUCCAGAAGCCAAUCCUGAGAUGCUAGUCUCCAACGGCAGCAAACGUCCCUGGGGAAGGAUGGAUGAACUGCUUCAGAGAAAACCCAUCAAGCCUCAGACCUUUCCUACAGCAGUUCAUGAAAGUUCAGGGACUUCAUGCAGAGAGAAAGACCAUCAGGUGGGAGGUCCUAGAAUACCACUGGGAGGUCUGGGGUCCAACUUUUUCCCAUAGUUCAAGGUCAAAGGGGCCAUUAGACCACUUAAUCUGACCUCCAGCAUUAGAUAUGCAUUCUGCCAGGCACUCGUGUCAUCUUGGGUAAAGCACUUGAAGCUGGUGUCCAGAAUAGGUUUUUUCCUUUAAUUUGUGAUGUAGAAGGAAGAUCUUAAAUAUUGGGAUUCUCCACCCCUUCUCCCCUAGCUUGGUGCCACAAAGUUUACUUAAUAUUAAAUCAUUAUUAUUAAUCAUUUAUAUUCCAGUAGCACCUCACAUUCUGGAUGAGACCAGGGUUUCAUUAUGCUGGGCGCUGUAGCCAGCAACAAUAAGAAACAAUCCCAAGGGCACGCAGGGAGUCUAUAACAGAGCUGUACAUUAAACCCAGCCCAGCUAAGUCCCAACUCAGUGCGCUAACCAUGAGAGCAUUUCUUAGGGUGAUGUCUUUUAUGGGACCAAUUGCAUAGUUGGGAUAGAGUUAGACAAGUUCUAAAUGCAAGACGUGCUUUACCAAGUCCGAGAGCAUUGAAAUACCUUAAGAGACUUUCUUCUUACCGCACUUCUAGCCCAUCGCAAACCAGAAACCACUAAAAAAGACCUUGGGAGAACAUCUGAUCUCAAUAGUUACCAAACACAGGGGCCUGACAGAUGUUCGUAGAACAAGCAUGGGUCUGCAUCUGGAGGGUGAGAAUGGGAGCCAGGAAGCCUGCGUCCUGUCCUGCUGUGGGACUGCAGCACUUCGGUCCCCUGGUUUACUCACUUGUACAAAGGUGGCUCAUGGCAACAUCCUACCCCACCAGAGGGCUGGGACAUUUAAUCCGUCAAUCCAUAUAAGUGCCUAACAUCACUUCAUCCAAACUAGUUUGCCAGCUAACUCAUCCCCCUGGGGUUGCCCGAAUCAAGCCAAAUACAGCAACCAUCUGACAGUACAACCACCACCCUUGUGGAAUAAGCCCCUUAGUCUGCUGUGUUUAGCUCUUUAUUCCAUAUCCUACUGGUUCUCCAAUCCAGAAAUAGAGAUGGAUUAGGGCUGUGAUGGAUCUGAGCUCCUGGUUUCUAACAAGGGAGGUUUGGGGGGACUCCGCUCCACAGGUUCUUAGGUGAUGAUCACUUCUCCCUGCCAGCACCAGCGUGCUGAUCACAGAGCCACGCUUCCAGCUGGAGACGUGGGUCUCCCAGAGAUUACAAAUGUACGCUGCACAUUUAGAGUGAUCUUGGGACACCACCCAGAGGGACAGCUCCUGAUGAUGUUGUGGGUCGCCCUAUAUACUGCCCUCUGGCAGUCAUAUUCUUUAAAUCAGAGCUCUCUAACAGGACAUGCAAUGAAGUGGACUGGCCAUAUCUGCACUACUGGCAACCCAUACAGGUGGUCCUGUACAGCAAACUCUAGACUGGAGAUAGCCAUACACUGUACAGGAAACUAUUUGAAGCUCAAUACUAGAAAUCCAUAUAGAAGCAUACAAGAGAUCCUGCAAAGAAAAGCCCUUAUGGAGCCCUAUAGAGACACUUUUGUCAUGCAAAUUGACAAGACAAAAAUAAUAGGAAGAACCCUCAUGGGCACCUAAAGGGCAUAUGCAGCCCCACAAAGCUCUGCCUACUAGCUAACUACGUCCAAGAAAGGCAUGCCUACAUAUACCCUGCUACUCCAGGCCUUUCCUGGCGAGUGCUCAAAUAUGGGAAACAGCAAGCAGCACUCAAAAAACCUCACAAGCUACGUAAAAGGAUAUGACUUUAUAUUCCUAUAUACUACAACAAGAGGCCUCACAUUGGACACCGCACAAUGGAUAAAGCCAUAGUCUGCAUAAGACAAGUUACUCUCCAUAAAGGAAGUCCCAUACAGGAGACCUCACUGGAGAUGGCCCAAUUCCCAAUAGGGGAGACCCCAUAUUUUAUUGGAAAUUGCUCAGCAUAGAACGCCAAAGCGAGCAUAGCCAUCUCCUCUCUCCACAGGAAGUGUGUCUCUCUGCUAACCUCAAGUCUAAUUCAUCUUAGCACCCUUCCAUUGGCUGGGAUGUUGGGUAGCAACCCCCCCACAGGGGUGGGUGCAGGUCCUGGAAUCAAAGCCCCAUGGCGCAAGUCUCAGCUGCAGGCCCAGUUUGUGCCGAUACAUCUGCAAAAGGUUUUGCUAUUCAUUUAUAAACAAUAAAACACAUUUUUAAUAAGUUAUU